Messenger RNA from Hevea brasiliensis (rubber tree), 1345 nucleotides. Its product is annotated as RING-H2 finger protein ATL16-like. The coding region runs from base 502 to 1140 and encodes 212 amino acids. Gene Ontology annotation, biological process: protein ubiquitination. The transcript has a single exon. The record is from RefSeq and is a predicted model, not a curated record. NCBI's taxonomy places the organism in Eukaryota, Viridiplantae, Streptophyta, Magnoliopsida, Malpighiales, Euphorbiaceae. Gene Ontology annotation, molecular function: transferase activity.
UGUGCACAUACUGAAACUCAGGAUCUCAAACCUCACCUAACCAGAAAUUUGUCCCUCCAUCUCUAAUUCUCUAGGUUACCAAAAUAACAUACAUUAUGCUUGUGAAUAAGAGGAUGUACAUGGGACAAAAUGGGAUACCUAUUGAUUCCAGAUGCUUUAAUGGUGACAGAUGAUAUGACUAUUUUAUGCUUUUACUCCAUAUUGUCCGAUAGCUUGGUUAGAAAAUCAGCAAGUGACAAAUUUUUGUAUAAAUUUGGAUGCGUGCUCUGGCAAAAGAUCCAAUAGGAUCUCCUCAAACUUAUCAACAACCUUGUAUGUCUAUUAUCUGUUUGUACAUUGAUUUAUCCGGUGCUCAUGAUUUCCAAGAAAGACUGUCUGGAAUUAGAGUUGUCCUGGAAUAAGCCCUUCUAUGUAAAUCAAUGGAUUCAGCUAAGUUCAAAGCCUUUAAGAAAAUUUUAACCUGCCAUUAUAAUAUUGGUGAUCUAGAAACUCAAACAUAGCAUGCCUUUAAGUCCAACACCAGCUGCACAACAUCAACUUGAAAACUCUCCGGAAUGGAAUCCAUAUGUGAUUGGUCCGGUUGUUGCUGUCUGCACUUUCAUUGUCAUGUUCAGCUACUACAGAAUACUAAAACGACUUUGCUGCUCACUGAAUACUCUAACUUUCUCCAGAAACAGAUUUCAAAUGAGGCGUAUAGGUGAGAAUAGCUUGGGAGAUUCAUCAUUGCAGUAUUACAGCCAUGGACUGGAAUCUGCCAUCAUGUGCUCUCUACCAAUCUCUCAGUUCAAGAAGGAGAAAGAAGAGGAAUCGAGAACAAGCAACAGUGAAUGCGCGGUUUGCUUGGGUGAAUUCGAAGAAGGGGAAUGGCUGAAACAUUUACCUAUCUGUGCUCAUGUGUUUCAUGUUGCCUGCAUCGACACUUGGUUUCAGACUCGCUCAAAUUGCCCUCUUUGCAGGUCUCAAGUCUAUGAUCUAAGUCAUGAAUAUUCUAUUUCUAUGAGCAUAUUGCUUGAGACUCUGAGAAGGGAAGACUUUCUCCAUGAAAGAGCAAAGCAUUACCAAAUCCUACGUCCUGAGAUCCUGGGAAACCCUGCGCCUGCGACUGAAGAAAUAGGUGCUGGACUGGUUUCAUCCCGUUAAGUCCUUUAGUAAGAGCCCGAUGAUGAUUUCCCACAAUUCUGUUGAUUAGAAAAGGUGGGCUCUACAGGCAAUUCAAUAUCUAAUCACAGAGCACCCCAGCUUUUGGCGCAUAAAAUAGGGUUUACUUUGUAGUAGCAUAAACCAGAUAAAUCAUUUCUUGGAAAAUGUAAAUGACCUUGUAAAUCCAAUUUCAGUGGUGCAAGGA